Chilo suppressalis (striped riceborer) is the source of this 6370-nucleotide messenger RNA. The record is from the annotation of a GenBank genome assembly. NCBI's taxonomy places the organism in Eukaryota, Metazoa, Arthropoda, Insecta, Lepidoptera, Crambidae.
AGUAACCAAAAAAAAAAUAUAUAUAAAAAAAUGUCUAUGGUUGCCAAGUGGACAUCUGAUUCUGAAUUUGACAUUUUCAGCAUCCGGGGGGUGAAUUCAGGUGAAUUUCUUUCUUAGUUUGUUCUUGACCCUUGAUUGUGUGAGUUUUUGUGAAAUACAAGUGACUACGUUUAUUAACUUAAAUCGUACAUAAAAAUGGCAUCACCGCGUACCAGACGUAAAUUAAAUUCUAUACAAACAAGUGAUGAGAACCACAAAUGUUUCGAGUGUGGUACCCUGAACCCGCAGUGGGUUUCGGUGACGUAUGGCAUCUGGAUAUGCUUAGAAUGUUCGGGCAUUCACCGCAGCCUUGGGGUCCACUUAUCUUUCGUACGGUCCGUCACCAUGGAUAAGUGGAAAGAUAUUGAACUCGAGAAAAUGAUGGUGGGUGGUAAUUUGAAGGCGCGCGAGUUCCUAGAGAGCCAGCCUGAUUACAAGCAAGGCAUGACCAUCCCACAGAAGUACAACACCAAGGCGGCUGCCAUGUACCGCCAAAAGAUCACAGCGCUGGCGGAGGGCCGGCCCUGGAGUCCGUCCGACUACAAGCCGGACACGGUGGAGAAGCCACAAGACCAAUGGAACCAGUCGCGAGACUUCUACUCGUCGGGCGACAACACCUUCCACACCAGUGGCUCCGACAACAACAUCAGCUACCACAGCGAGUACGGCAGCGGGCGGUACACCGGGUUCGGGAACACCCCGAAGCAGUCGCAAUCCACGCCCAUGUCGCCCAUACACAGCGGCAACGAGAUGGUGGACAACACUCUCGCCUCGCUCGCUUCCGGCUGGUCGUUAUUCGCGUCGUCGGUGAGUAAAGCAGCGCGGACUGCCACGGAAAGUGCAGUUCGGUACGGGGAAAUCGCAACCCAAAAGGUUUCCGAAAUGGCCUCCACUGUCACGGAGAAGGUGAACCGUGGGGGCGGUUGGAGCUCCCUAGGCGGCGCCAACGAGGGCCGGCGCGCGUCCAACUCGAGCGCGCACCACCCGCACUCCUACGGCGCAAUGAAGAGCUCCACCUCCGAACCUUACUCGCAGUGGAACGAGCAAAGCCAGCCGUGGAAGGAGUCUGUGGCGGCACGGAAUAAUCUGGACGCGCGUGACCUGUCGCAAGUGGGCGUGGCCAGCCCCCCGCCCGACGGUAAGACGGGUCGCAACAGGCAGCCCGACGACUCGUGGGACUGGCUCAACAACUAGACCCUCCCUGUCCUGUUCCGAUAGUCCGUCACGCUCGUUAUAGGAUUAAUGAUGCCAUGGAAACUUAACUGUACUAUUCUACUAUAGGUAUACAUGUGAUAAGUGACGUCUUUUGUGACAAUUGGGGGUCCGGUGUCUAAUUUUAACUCCUUUCGUGCUUUAGCAAACGUCAAUGUGUCUCUAAAUGUCAAAUGCUAAAGGGAGUAAAAGUUACACAUUUUAUGCCCAUUGGCGCUGAAACUCAAAAUAUCUUCAUAAAAAAAAAUAUUGUUAGUAUAAUGCAGCUAUUUUCAAUAGUUUCAAUGUAUUUUUCACCACCUAAUGACCAUUCAAUUAUAACUUUAGUGUUGAAAAAUUGACGCAAGCAAUUCCACCUCGUUUUACAAAUUCGUGGAAAAUAUUUUAUUCGCAAUAAUUGACGACACAUGUUGUCACAAUGUCUAUAUGCAAAAUUAUUAUUUAUAGAAUGAUAAAAAGCAAAUAACAUAUUGUUUUUAUAUCAAUGUAUAUAUCACGAAACCUUUCUUUUCUAAUAUCGUAGGUUUUGUCGUUAUUUAAAGCCGGCACUUCACUUGGCUACUUGUGUUUGUUAAUGCUCUACAAGGAAUGAAAAGGACCGACUCAUGUCAUGUUUACGGUGAAGAGCCGGCAUUACAUUACACAUAAUGUUUGAUAAGAGUAUCAGUUUUAUUCAUUUUAUUGAUCUUUCGGUAACUCUAUUUACUGUUCAGGUAUAGUCGGUAAAGCAUGUCGUGUCCAUAUAUAUAUAAAUAGAUAUUCAUAAUGGCCUAUUGAACAUUCAGCGAUUACGAAUAAUGCAAUGUAAUUUAAAAUAUACAAUGAUUUCAAUUUAACUUAUGACAUUAUGUAAAAGUAUUUGCUUUAUAUUAUUUUUGGAUUUUAUACAUUCCUCAUUGUUAGGAACGUAAGACUUUAAAAUGACGAAAGAACUCGUUCAAAUUACUAGAUUAUUCUAGACUAUGUUUUUUAUAUUUUAUAUUAAGUGAUGUCCUUUCAUUGCAAUAAUUGAAAGUUGUAAAAUCUUGUAAGUAUUCAAUAAAAUAAGAACAUUUCAUGAUUUACUUAAUUUACAAUAAUUAUUUAGAUUUAUUGAAACUAUUCUUUUCAUAAGGACAGUUGCAAUAAGUUACUAUGUAAAUCUCAUUUUCUAUGACCGCCUUUCAUUUGGAAUUUAUCGAAGUACGCUACUAUGUCCACUAGAUAACACAGCCGCAAUACAAUUGUAUGGCGGCAUACAAAGAGUGUUAUCUAGUGGUAUUAAUAAUCAGGUUAUGCAGACAAACAAGUGAAAUAGAUUUGUGAACGCUGUCCACGUCGAAGGUUGCGUACUAAGUAAACGUGUGUGUGAACUACAAUUAAUUAUCUUAAAGAACUUUUGAAGUAAUCCGAUAUUAACAUGAUACUUUAAGGCUAAAGCCACACAUCAAAGCAAAGAGCAUCGCUUGGUACCGCGCUCAUAGGCCACCUAUAGAACUAUGCAAGUCAGCAAUUUACGUUAUCUGGUGCUCAUAGUACAAGCUAGGCUGAGUAAGAAGCUAGACACAUUGCUGUGAGUGUCAGUUAUUUAUCAUUUUAAUAAUUUCUCCAAUUCCGGAUAUAUAUUCAGUAACAUUUUACAUUUGUAAAAAUAUGGGUUGAGAAGGAAAAGAUCUUAAUGAAGAUAGUUAUAUAAUAGAAAAUAAACUAUAAUUCGAACCUUUAAUAGUUAAAACUGAUCCAACCUUUAGGUACUAUAGAAUUCAAACUGAGAAUUAUCGUAGAAGGAAAACUAAGAAUAAUCAACAGCACAUUUUGUUAUACUAAAUUACUAUUUAUUUCCAAUACAAUCACUUUUAUGUACCUAUAAUACAUGGAGGGUGACCAAUCAACAUAAAGCUAUACUGCGGCGUGCUGUGCUAUGCUCUAUUUAGUCAAUUCGCGCCUCUUACAUUAUAAUGAUUAAAUAAACAAUAUACUGUGCUGCUUUUUGUGUGGCUAUAUUAUUUUGUUCCCACAGCGCGGCUUCUUGACAGAGUACGUUCGGGACAGGUCGUGAGAGUUCCUCAAGUACUCUUGUUCUAGUAAAAAAGGUAUCGGAAAAUAAACUAUUAUAUCACUACAUGGAACGGAUACGAGCAGUUUCUUUCACCGGACAAAAUAAAACAUGAUCACAGAGCAGCUCGAAAGUUUAUUGCUCAGCAUCAUACAAUCACGAAUAGCAGCGUAGGUUCAUCUGCAAAGCGUGGAUUUAUGAAUUAAACGUAUUAGGCAAGAGGCAACCCUUAUUAUUCAUGAUUUGCUGGUGUCUUGUAUGUGUAUAUAAUAUAUACAUAUUUUUAAGUAAUUAAAUUAUAUAUAAUUAUAUGAAAAGAACACCGAAUUUUAUGAUUGAUGCAAUCGGCAUUCUUUCAUCUCAUGUUUACGCGUCAGAGUAGUUUAAGUAUUAAAUUUUAUCAAGAUUAUUAUGUGUAUUGUUUAUGUGGUCCUCUUACAAGCUUUAUGUAUUAAAAUGAAACGAAGAUAGGUAGGUAUCUAAACUGAAUAUAUUUAUAUUUACAUACUUAUAUAUAAUUGAUAAUUAUGAGUUUAAUUUGUUUAUAUUUUGUUGUUAUGUCAGAUCUGAUUUAUUAUAACUUCUGGACUCAUUGUUAAUUAUGUAAGUAUUAUUGUCAAAUAACAUUAAAUGUACUGUUCCUUCAAUUGUAGUUGAAUGUUCAAAAUUCUAUUGCAAAUCGCAUAGCUAUGAGUUUAUGCGCUUUGUGAACAACUUUUCAAGCUCUGUUUUUACUCUUAAAUUCAUUCGAUUAAGUGAGUAUUAUGUAUAAUAUAAACAUAUGAAGGUGUGUUAAUAUUAUAUGUACUUUUUAUGGGCUGAGGUAAAAGAAUAUCGUUUUAAGGAGAAAUUGUGGGAUCUGAAGAGGUCAGUGACCCUCCAAACUGUGAAGGUCUACUCAGCCCUUGUUAUAGUCCUUAUUUCUCAUUAAAUAAGGUUUAAAUGUUUAAACAUUAUUUAGUCUUGUUUUAAUUUUGUAGUAGGCGCUCAGUUCAUUUAUGAACAAAUUCGGACAUUCUUGUAAAUAAGGUAACACAAAUUUACGUGCCAGUACCACUGUGUGGGAUAAAUGUAUUGUAUGUAUCAAUAUGUGUACUGCCAAAAAAAUAUACAUAUUUACACAGAAUAUAAAAUCAAGACUUAUUGCUAAUUCUUGAAUUUUUCUUUUAAGUACUUGUUAAAUAAGGGUUAUUUCAUCAUUGUUUUUUAGGCAAGAUAACCAAGAAUGUCUGUUCUCUAACUUUUCACUAAUGUUAGGUGAAACUCAUGGUUGUUUAUGUUUGAUUUGAUAUAAAAUACUUGAGUGAGUUAUUUUGUAAGAUCACUAUUUUAGGUGGGUUGACAACAACACAAAACUUUUCUGUGUGCAGGGGCUUACAUAUCGUCUUAUUUAACCUAGGCACUACAAUAAAACCAACCAAUCCAACUACAGUUGCGACAACCAACCAACGUUGUACUUGCAUGUAACUUUUUGUCCCACUAAAAAUAGUUAACUAGGACAUAUUAAAAUUAUUCAAUUAAAAUAAUGGCUUCUAUCAAUGUUUUAAAUUAAGAAUUCAAUAAUGUUUAACUUUAUCAAUAUCAAUUUCCGAAACGAAGUCGGCUACUUGAACAUAUUAAGCAUAUAUAAACAACAUGAAACGACAUGGCAAUGAAGGGUGUUCAAUCUUUCAUUCAACAUGAAUUUAAAUAAAUAAUGAUUUCAUAAAUUAUCCGAUAGUACCGAUAUCCUUGACAAAACUAACUUAACUUUUUUUUUAGACAAAAAUCAUUUAAUUUAAUGUACCUACAGUUUUUAAGUCAGAUGACUACUGUAAAUCUGUGCAUAUCAGUAUUGCAGUAAUAAAAAUGUUUUAGUGUUAAAUGUUUAAGAUAGAAAAUGUGAGAGAAAUGUGUUUUUUAUGUUUUUCUUUGUCAAUAAUGUUACUUGGCAGAAAAAAACAACACUGAAAAGCUUUCAAUUAUUAUGUUAAUUGUUACAAGUAAUAAUAAUAUACCACUCUUAUAACGUUAGACGUAUUAUGUAAAAAUCAAAUAAAUGCCUCGUGUAUUGUUACGAUCACAUUCACUGAACCAGUAUAAUGUUGCUAUUUCCUUUAAUUUUACCUCUGUAUUAAAAACAGUUCAUGAUACAUUUUGUAUCAUUCGAAAAAGUCCGAAUAGACCUCUUCAUAAAAACUGAAUUUAACAUCAGUGUACCAUAAAAUAAUGCUAUUUUCACUAACAGUUCAAACCGCUUUUUUAAAUUUAAAUAUGAAACAAUCGGUGCUUCUUUCGUAAAUGUUUUAUUUUCUUAGUCGUUUUAAUCUUUGUUAUAAAUAAAUAUAAGUCGAGAGAAGCUUAUUUCGCCUGUUAAAUUAUAUAUUAUAUUUUUUUAAGUACUAUAAUAUAAUGAUUGAAAUUAAAAUGUUUGGCAAAUUUUAAUAACAAGCUAAUUUCGUGUGGCAAUAUGUCAUUCAAAAUUGCUAAGUUUAUAAAUUUACAUUAAACAAAAUGUAUUGUUUUCACAAUAUUUAUUACUGCAAACUUUAUCUAAAAUAGUGCAUACUUUUUCGCUUUGACAUAUUAGUGAGACUGAUAGAUGUAACACAAACGAGAUUUAGUUACAUUCUUUGUUUUGAGUGAUACUUUAAAACUUCUUAAUAUGUAUGUCCAUACUAAAAAUUAAAUAACAUAAUUAUUUUAUUGAUUCAACUAUGGCACUUGAUAUCAAAGAACAAUACCUAAACCAAAUCUUUUGUGAGAUUAAAAUUUGCCUAAUAUUUUAUAUGAAACCAUUUAGGGUUGUUUCUUGUUAAAUAAACAUAAGUUUUACCUUGUACAAAUGCGUAUUAAAUCACAUCUAGACCAAUUUAUUGUUUAGUUAGUUGUAUUAGUUUUGUCAUAAUAAAGUGUUUAAUACCUACCUAUAUUAAGUUUUACUUUGUUUUAAAGGCAACUAACGUAUGAAUUGUAUGUAAUCUUAAUUAAGAUCAAUUUAUGCAUGGCCUGCCAUUUUAAGUAUGCAAAGAAAUAAAUGAUACUAGUUUCUGAAAGAGAUGACAUGUUUCAUUUGUGUGUGAUAAAAUAAAAUACUAAUAUUUG